GGCGCGGCGACAGUGUCUGACGAGAGCUGAAGGAGGCAGUGGGAGGUGGUGGCGGCGGUGGCGCGGGCGCCGGAGGAGGAGGCGGAGGAGGAGGAGAAGCGGAUGAGACUGCAGAGCUUGCCAGAGGUGCACACAUCUAAGUGGCACAGGGGCAAGCACAAGGCCUGGCUCCCUGGCCCUGCCCCGGCUGUGCCCUCACGUGCUCCCCGCUCUCUGUCAGAGGCAGCAUGGUCCGCAGGGCACCAUGGGCCCCGACAGAGUGACUGCCCGAGAACUGUGCGAGAACGAUGACCUAGCCACCAGCCUUGUCCUAGACCCCUACCUUGGCUUCCGUACCCACAAGAUGAACAUCAGCCCCAUGCCCCCCCUGCGGCGACAGCACCACCUGCGCACAGCACUGGAAGCUUUCCUGAGGCAGCGGGACCUGGAUGCUGCAUACCGGGCCCUGACGCUGGGAGGCUGGAUGGCCCACUACUUUCAGAGCCGGGGCCCACGGCAGGAGGCUGCCCUCAAGACCCACGUCUAUCGCUACCUCCGUGCCUUCCUGCCGGAAAGUGGCUUUACCAUCCUGCCCUGCACUCGCUACUCCAUGGAGACCAAUGGGGCCAAGAUUGUGUCUACCCGUGCUUGGAAGAAGAAUGAGAAGUUGGAGCUGCUCGUAGGCUGCAUCGCAGAGCUUCGGGAGGCGGACGAGGGACUGCUGAGGGCUGGAGAGAACGACUUCAGCAUCAUGUACUCGACCCGCAAGCGGAGCGCGCAACUUUGGCUGGGCCCGGCGGCCUUCAUCAAUCAUGACUGCAAACCCAACUGCAAGUUUGUGCCCGCAGACGGGAAUGCAGCCUGCGUGAAGGUACUCCGGGAUAUCGAGCCUGGGGAUGAGGUGACGUGCUUCUAUGGCGAGGGCUUCUUCGGUGAAAAGAAUGAGCACUGUGAAUGCUAUACCUGUGAGAGGAAAGGAGAAGGAGCUUUCCGAUUGCAACCCAGGGAACCUGUCCUGCCACCACGGCUCCAAGACAAGUACCAGCUGCGAGAGACCAAGCGGCGGCUACAGCAAGGCCUUGGCAGCACUGGUUGGCAGGGCUUACUAGGCCAAUGGGCCUGUGCCCACCCAUCCCUGCUGCGCCGGGACCCAUUUUGUGCUGCCUGCCAGCCCCUGUACCUGCCACCCUGCAGUGCCCACCCGGACACCUCACCCCUGUGGCUCCAGUGGCUGUCUCAGUUCCAGCCUCGAAUGCGGCCCCGGAAGCGCCGCCGGCCCCGGCCUCAGAGGGCCCCAGCAUCUCCCAUCCCCCAUGUUGCCCGCGUCUCCCUGCAUCGUUGGGGAGGCUGCGGCCCCCACUGCCGCCUUCAGGCAGAGGCCCUAGUGGCACUAGGCCAGCACCCCCAUGCCCGCUGGGCCCCACAGCAGGACUGGCACUGGGCCCGGCGCUAUGGGCUGCCUUAUGUGGUACGUGUGGACCUCAGCCGCCUGGCCCUGGCCCCACCAGCCACCCCUGCCCCCGCCAUGACCCCAGGUCCCAUUUUGGUACCCAAGCAGGCCCUUGCUUUCGCCCCCUUCUCCCCACCCAAGCGCCUGCGGCUAGUGGUCAGCCAUGGCUCCAUUGACCUGGAUGUCCAUGAAGAUGGGCUGUGAUGGGCUGGGUUGGGGGGAGAGACAGGAGGGAGGGGCCUCUCUCUUAGCUCUCGCACUUCCAGAAAAAGCUCUUGGACCUCUGGAGGGGUUAACCUUUUAUCCCAGCACAGCUCUGACCCUGGGCAAGGGGUUGGUUUGGAUAUCCCCCCCGGAAUCUGAUCCCUGACCUUUUGUGACUGCUGACCCCUGAGCCACCCUCACCCUGCAGGGAGCCCUGGCCAUUUGCUGCCCUCUCCACCCUCAGGACUGCAAGAGCCAUCCCCCUCCCUUAGCCACAUCCUCCCCAGGGAGUAAAGCCAUAAGGGGGUAGGGGCCACCCUGUGGCUUCUCCCCAGAAGCCCAGGCCUCAGGAGGUAGAACUGACCUGGGGUGGUACUCCCUAGAAGGGAGCAGGUUUGCUCUCAGCAACUAUUUAAGGUGGAGGGAGUGUGUGGGAGUGUCUGGGGGGUAUGUUCUCACCCCCGCCCCCAAAGGUCUCAGGGAGGCCGGAUUUGACCUCGUCUUUCUCAUGGUGCUAUCCCUGGUGCUAUGGGUUGGGGGUGUCCUCCCCUCCCCAACACCAGAAAGGGGUUUGUUGGGGGGGUUGGAAGCACUUGAACUUUUUAUUUUAUUAAACCUUGUAUAAACAGCA
Otolemur garnettii (small-eared galago) is the source of this 2264-nucleotide messenger RNA. RefSeq names its product lysine methyltransferase 5C (gene KMT5C). The record is from RefSeq and is a predicted model, not a curated record. Gene Ontology annotation, cellular component: nucleus. Bases 245 to 1633 code for a protein of 462 amino acids. Gene Ontology annotation, molecular function: protein binding; histone H4K20 methyltransferase activity. NCBI's taxonomy places the organism in Eukaryota, Metazoa, Chordata, Mammalia, Primates, Galagidae. The transcript is spliced from 9 exons.